UGUCGUUAGUGCCAGUGUCAGUCCAGUUGGCACCCACAUCGAACAGUGCCAGUAUCUCUCUCUCUCUCUCUCACUCUCUCACUCGCUCACUCUCUCACAAAUACGUCAAAAGGCAAUUUCCAACACGAGACCUUCAGGAGUGACCCAAGAAACAAAGACCCUCGAGAAAUAGCUCCCGGCCCUUACGAUGGCGAGGGGCCCGAGGGUAUAUAAGGGCGAGGGCACAGACGCCGAGGGACGCAGUGCAGCGGCGGGCCUGACGGAGGGCGGCUCGCAGAGGAGGGGCGCGGAGAUCUGAACUUGAGGACUGAUUUGAUCUUUUUCCGACCCUUUCCUUCCCUUUUUUUCGUUCUUCUUUGUUUUUUUGGGGUAUCUUUUUUGUUUUUUGUCUUUAUUUUUUAUUUUUCUUCUUUUUCUUUUUCUUUUCCUUUUUCUUCUUCUUCUUCUUCCUCCAUUUCAUUUCUUCCUCCUGAAUUCUCCCAACACAUAUCGUAACCAAUUUCUCUCUCCUCCUCCUCUUCUUCUUCCUCUUCCUCCUCCUCCUCUUCCUCUUCCUCCUCCUCCUUCUCAAACUCUCUCUUACCAAAAUUUUCUUCAAACCCUCAAAACCUAAUCUUACUAUACCUCUCCUCCUCCUCCUCCUCCUCCUCCUCCUUCAAACGGAAUAGGCGAGGAAGAGGGAAGACAGAAGAGGGAUUAGAGGUCACUAUUGAGGGUCAGGUCAGGUCAGGGGAGGUCACAGAAAUGGACGCACUUUUGCCUCAACUGGACGAUGCCUGGGUUUUGCAGAUUACCAAUGAGGAUGUCGAUUCGGGCUACGAUGAUGGGUCUCUCUCUCCCUCUCUCUCCUCUCUCUCUCCUCCCUCCUCCUCCUUCUCCUCCUCCUCCUUCUCCUCCUGCUUCUCCUCCCCUCUCCACCUCUCUGAUCUUCCUCCCACUCCUCCUCCUCUUCCUCCUUCCUCUUCCUCCUCCUCUUCAUCUCCUUUCUAUUCGUUUUCACAGAGCUCAGUUUUGUUUCAUCUUCCUCCUCCUCCUCCUCCUCCUCCUCAUCUUCCUCCUCUUCCCCUUCUUGAAUCCGCCUCCUCCUCCCCCUCUUCUUCGUCUGCGUCUUCUUCUAGUCCAUCAGAAGGUCUUGACUUAGCCACACUAGACCUCACAGCCCUCGACUCCCUGGACUACCUCUUCCCUGAGCCGCCCACGCCGCCCCCGCCUCUGGACACGGACGAGGGGGGGCUGGGGAUACGGCAACAGGUGGAAGAAGACCCCCAGGAACCCCAGGUGCCCCACAAUACCCCAGGACCCCAGCUAUCCACCAUGAACCCAAUUUUCUGCACUCCAUCCUACCCUAUGUCAGAGCCUGGAUUCACGAUCGAUUUACCACCGGAUAUGACAUGGGUGAGAGAUGAUAUGGGUAUGGGCAUGUCUGGGGGGCUUGGCGGGCUGACUGGGCUAUCCGGGGGGCUAUUCUCUCAACUCCUAGACGAUGAUAUGGAGGAGAAUGCAACUGUACCACCACCACCACCACCAAGGAGACUCCUACCCCCAGUGUUCCUAGCUGGCCAUGACUACACGAAGCUCCCACCGAUGCCAACACCGCAGAUGACCCUUCCACCACCGCCACCACCACCACCUCCACCGCCGCCGCCACAGAGAGAAGGAGGCGACGAUCGGGUCUUCCAGUGUAGCUACGCGGGCUGUGGGAAGGUCUACGCCAAAUCCUCACAUCUGAAGGCACAUUUGAGACGCCACACUGGGGAGAAGCCAUUUGUGUGUACGUGGUCUGGCUGUUCCUGGAGAUUCAGUAGAUCGGAUGAGCUGGCGAGACACCGACGAUCCCAUUCUGGGGUGAAGCCGUACAGAUGUCAUGUGUGUGAUAAGAGGUUCUCGCGCUCUGAUCACCUCGCAAAGCAUCAUAAGGUUCAUCGUCGAGAUCGGGUCCUCGCUCUCUACGGACCCCUCUCCUCCUCCCUCCCCCCCCGCCGCCCCCGCCCCCCUCCUCCUCACCCCCGUCCCCCUCCGCCCCCAUCCCAUCCCCGGCCCCCCCAGCAAGCCCUCCCCCCUGUGGUACACCGGGUGGAGUUUCGUUCGGCGAGACCCAUCAAGGUGUGUCACUGAGGAGGAGGAGGGAAGAAGUUUGGGGUUAUAGAACAAAAGAAGACUAAAGGGAGGUUAAGGAAGAUGAGGAAGAAAGAAGAAGAGGAGGAAGAAGAAAGGGCAGAAGAAGAAGAAGACGAACAAGAAACAGAACAAAAAGAAAAAGGAAAUUAAAGAAGGAAAAAGAAAGGAGGAAAAAAAUGAUGAUGAUGAUGAUGAUAAAGAGGAAAAAUAAACGUUCUUCUAAGUGACUUCAGAAACGUUAAAGAGUGCCAGAAACGUAUGAGGGUGCCAAUGUGCCAAAAAACGUUAUAUUAGUGUCAAAAAACGCCUAUUAGUGCCAAAAAACGUUCUUCAGUGCGACACAAACGUUUAAAAGUGCCAGAAACGUUUAUUAUGAGUGCCUUGACAGUGUGCCUUGACAGUGAAAAAUACAGAUACAAUAAGUAAAUGAAAAAAAACAAAAGAAAUGACUAGAUGAAGACAGGACAAAGAAAACAAUGGGAAAACUAACAUAAAAAACAAAUAAAGACAAAAAUAAUAUCAAUAACAAAAACACAAAAAAUAUAAAAAAACUUCAAGAAAAUAUUUAAAAAAACUAAAAAUAUUUGUCACAGUUUGUCUAAGUUAAGUUUGUAUGGCCAGUAAGUUUCCGUUUUCUGUUUGUAUUCCCGUUUUCUUCCACUCCGUUUCGUUAAGUAUACUAAUCUAAGGCUUCUCGUAUAUGUCCGUCACCCUUCGCAUCGCCUACACUCCCCGUUCACGAUAACCUGGCGAAUAGGCCCCUCCCCCUAGCCUAAUACUCGCUUCCUAUUGGCUAGUUCCCCUCUAAGCCACGCCCCUUUUGAAUAAGCUCCACCCACUAACCUAAUACUCGUUCCCCAUUGGCUAGUCCUCCUGUAAGCCACGCCCCUUUGGUUUAGGCCCCGCCCACUAGCCUAAUACUCGUUCCCCAUUGGCUAGUCCUACUGCAAACCACGCCCCUUUGGUUUAGGCCCCUCCCCCUAGCCUAAUACUCGUGCCCCAUUGGCUAGUCCUCCUGUAAGCCACGCCCCUUUGGUUUAGGCCCCUCCCCCUAGUAUAAUACUCGUUCCCUAUUGGCUAGUUCUUCUGCAAGCCACGCCCCUUUGGUUUAAGCCCCUCCCACUAGCCUAAUACUCGUUUCCCAUUGGCUAGUUCUCCUGCAAGCCACGCCCCUUUGGUUUAAGCUCAUCCUUCUAGCCUAAUACUCGUUUCCCAUUGGCUAGUUCUCCUUCAAGCCACGCCCCUUUGGUUUAAGCUCCUCCUACUAGCCUAAUACUCGCUUCCAAUUGGCUAGUGUUGCUCUAAACCACGCCCCUUUUGUUUAAGCACCACCCCCUAGUCUAAUACUCGUUCCCCAUCGGCUAGUUCUCCUGCAAGCCACGCCCUCAAUUGGUUCAUUCAGGGUAUGUAGGCGAAUAAGCUCCUCCCCUGUUCCCCCUUUCGCUUACGUCAUUGGUCAGUUUACAAGAUAGCUCCUCCCCCUUUUUUCUUUCUUGAACGUCAUUGGUCAGUUUUCAAGCUUGCCCCUCCCCUUAUAACAAGCUCCACCCCUUUUUUUUUAUCUUUCAAGUGCGCCAUUGGUCAGUUUACAAGCUAGCUCCGCCCCCUUACCAGUUGUAUAUCCGUGUCAUUAGCUUAACUUGUAGUGGUGAGGUGGGCGUGGCUUGCGUUGUGGGCGUGGCCUGUUCGCCUAACUAUCGUGAACGGCGUGGUGCUGGGCGUCGGGGUCACAGCAGCUGCCGCCAAAGAUAAAGACUAAGCCGUGGACGAGACCAGAGUUUGGACGCUUGUGGGGGCGAGACUAAUAUUCUUAAUUUUCUCUCUCGUUUCUGGCGAUGGCUGGGGUUGGCUUUUCUAGUGGGUCCUGGUGGUCGGCCCCGGUCCGUUGUGGCGCGGGCAAGUUUUUAUAAUGGCGCCAUCUUGCCAGGCGGUCUUCAGGGCGGCAUGUGAGUAGUCUGCGGACACUCGGCGGGGACGGAAAAAAUGACAGCUUGUUUGUAGCGGGCGGGACGCGAACCCGGACCCUGCAGGACACCACGCACGCAAGCAGACCACUCAUCCACCGCCUCUCCAAAUACUACUACUGCUACUACUACUACUACCACCACUACUACUACUACCACCACUACUACUACUACUACUACUACUACUACUACUACUACUACUACUCUUAAUACAGAUUGUCUUAUCCUAAAAAAAGCUAUUGUGUUCCUUACCUCAAUGCAUCGACACACAGAGGGCAGCACAAGACUCCUGGAUCCCUCUGCAUGGUGUUAAAUCUCCUCCUCUCUGAAAAGAAAUUCGAACACUUAACGACCACAGAACAAAAACGAUAUGCAAUAAUAAUUAGUAAAAAAAUGAUUCGUAGUCAAAUAAUAUUAUAAAAUCUAUCAAAAUCGACUCCCAGAAGCGUUCCAAAGCUCUGUGUGUGUGUCAACCACGUGUGUGCGUAUGUGUGUGUGUGUGUGUGUGUGUGUGUGUGUGUGUGUGUGUGUGUGUGUGUGUGUGUGUUAUUUUUUCAUUUUCUUUUUCUUUCGUUUCCUUUUUUGCUUAUAAUAAAAGGAAAUGUAAAUAAUAAUAAUAAUAAUAAUAAUAAUAAUAAUAAUAAUAAUAAUAAUAAUAAUAAUAAUAAUAAUAAUAAUAAUAAUAAUAAUAAUAAUAAUAAUAAUAAUAAUAAUAAUAAUAAUAAUGAUGUCGAUUAAAUAUAAACUUGAUUUCUCAUGUUAAUUAAAGUUUACGAAUAAGUUUUUUUUUAAGUUUAAGUAAGUUUUGUGUAUUUUUUGGUAAUACUGGUUUAUUUUUGUUUUUCUUUAUCACUUCCAAGUUUUUUGUGUUGUUUUGAUUAUUUUUAAGUUCAUUUUUUGCGUUUUUUUGGAUAAUUUUAAGUUUUUGUGAUUUUUUGAUGGAUUUUAAGUUUAUUUUUCGAAGUUUUUUGUAUUAUUUUCUUUUCAAGUUUAAGUGAAUUUCGUGUUUUUGUGUGUGUUUUUUCGUCAUUUUUAAGCUUAUCAUUAUUUUUUUUAGCAAUUAAGGAAAAAAAUGAGUGUUAAUUCUAAGUUCAAUUAGACGUAAGACAAAAAUUGAACUUGAGCUGAAGAGAAAAAAGAUCUGAUGUGAUUUCUCGAACGUUUUCUCUCUCUCUCUCUCUCUCUGAAACGUUUGUUGAGAGAGA
Molecule: messenger RNA, 5287 nt
Organism: Eriocheir sinensis (Chinese mitten crab)
Lineage: Eukaryota; Metazoa; Arthropoda; Malacostraca; Decapoda; Varunidae
Product: Krueppel-like factor 15
Exons: 4
Coding region: 745-2115 (456 amino acids)
Biological process (GO): regulation of transcription by RNA polymerase II
Molecular function (GO): DNA-binding transcription factor activity, RNA polymerase II-specific; RNA polymerase II cis-regulatory region sequence-specific DNA binding
Source: RefSeq, a predicted model, not a curated record